Messenger RNA from Ascoidea rubescens DSM 1968, 870 nucleotides. It is a transcript of the gene APD1, whose product is annotated as Apd1p. Lineage: Eukaryota; Fungi; Ascomycota; Saccharomycetes; Ascoideales; Ascoideaceae. The record is from RefSeq and is a predicted model, not a curated record. The transcript has a single exon. The annotation marks the transcript as partial.
UCAAAUUGUUCAUCCUGUGGUACUUGCACCACUAAAUUUCCCGAUAGCGUCAUGAAAAAAAUUAAUUUCAAUUCAACUCAAGGGUUUCAAAAGAAAAACGAUACUGUAUUACAUAUAAUCAUAGCAACAAACCAAUCCGAUUGGGAUCACGACCCUUUUUUAAACGUCAGCCCAUUAUCUCCCAAUUCACAUUCCUCAAACAUUGUUAAAUUAGUCAAAUCAUGGUGUGACAACUCUGAUAAUUCCUCCAAAAUUAAUGGCAAAAUUAAAUGCUCAGUAUCUGAUAUCCCCUUUGACGACCUUGACCAAGACUCAUAUGAAAAGAAAUCAACAAAUAUCCUAAUACUACCCUUUUUCAUUUGGGUCAAAAAGAUUCAUAUAUCAAAUUGCACCCAAAUCUUAAAUUUAAUCCUCGAUAAUUAUCUCAAUUAUAUCAAUGAUCUUAACACAAACUCGAAUUUAAAUAAAAUCAACUUAACCAAUCUUAUUCAAAAUUUAAAUUCAAAUUAUAAUUUCGGUAAGUCUGAAAUUCAAUUAUCAAAUAACCGUUCUUAUAUUUUUCUUUGCUCUCACAAAACUAGAGAUAAAAGAUGUGGUAUAACUGCCCCAAUUAUUAAAAAAGAAAUCAACUUAUACUUGAAAGAAUUGGAUCUCUAUAGAUCUUCCAACGAUGAUAGACCUGGAGGUAUCAACGUUUAUUACGUUAAUCAUGUUGGUGGCCAUAAAUUUGCUGCUAAUAUGCUUAUAUUUAAUAAAACCGGUGAAAUCAUUUGGUUAGGUAAAUUGAUUCCCAAAAAUGUUAGACCAGUUAUCGAUCAAUCUGUAUUAAAUGGCAAAAUAUUUCCUGAAUUUCUAAGAUCAGCAACAAAA